CUUAAUUCUCUUGCGAUUUAAAAAUAAAAAUGACUCGAUCAUUCGAAUGAACAAUUAUUUGGAUAACUUCAAGAAGCAACAUUUAACCAAACACAAACGUCUUCGCCUCUCAGUGGUGAGUUCUUACAGAGGAUGAUGAUAAUUCAUAGCUCCUCUUCUCUAUUAUGCUCUUCAAAUUCCAGCUGCUCUGCGCCAAAAUCUUCACAUUAUCCCUCACUAAUCAAACCUUUUCAUACUGCAUCCCUAUUUUUAAAUCCCUCUUCGUCUUCUGCUAUCGUUCAAGCUUCUCUUGGUCUCAGAAUUCCUUCCCUUUACGCCACUGCUCUUACGUCUACAUCAGCUGCUGGAGAAAUUGUGCAGACAAGUAAUGGAGAUUCAGAGUUUGUUGAGAUUGGCUAUGUAUCUGAUGUACAUGGGCUUCACGGAGAGGUUCGCGUGAAGCAUAACACUGAUUUUCCUGACUUGCGCUUUGCGACGCCAGGAAAAAGAUGGUUGCGGCAAAGAAUUUCUGGAAGAGAGGAACUUCUUGAAGUUGAGCUCGAGGGUGGACGAGGCCAUCCAGGAAAUAAGAGUUGGAUAGUUAAAUUGAGUGGCUUUGACAGUGUAGAUGAGGCUCGACAGCUUGUCGGAUCAACUUUUCUUGUGAGGACUGUUGACAGGCCUGAGUUGGAGGAAGAUGAAUAUUAUAGUCGUGAUCUUGUUGGCAUGAGAGUUAUUCUUCAGGACACAGGUGAAGCAGUGGGCACUGUCGUUAAUGUCUUUAAUAGUGGUGGAAAUGAUCUCUUACAUGUAUUGCUUGAAGAAUCCACCGGAUCUCCACGUGGAAGUUUGCAACAGAAAUCAAAUAAAUCUGACUCUGGCCAUCUUGUUUGGAUCCCAUUUGUUGAAGCAAUAGUUCCUGAAGUUAACAUGGACAAAAGAGAAAUGCAUAUUACUCCUCCAAAGGGACUUCUUGAGUUAAAUUUGCGCUCAAAUGUGAUAUCCAAGAAAGAAAGGCGCGUAAUUGAAUGGAGGGAAAGAAAGAAGAUCCAAAGACUCCUUGUUUCUGCAAAAAAGAAAUUGUCGGAGUUGGAGCAGCAACACAUCUUUCAUGGAUUACGAUAUGGAGAAAAAUCCCAAAGGAACCUACUUUCUAGGCAGAUUAUCAGUGUAAAUUCAAACUUGCUUCAGCAGGCACUACAAGCUAUUGAAAAGCCCAUUAAUGGGCAUGACAUAGCGAAUACCAUGCCAGAUGUUGCCACAUGGACAUUUGGCAAUUCUUUGAAAAUAUCAGAAUGCUACCUCUCCAACAUAAGUGAAGAGAAGCUUGAUGCGUAUCCUGAGUUAAGGAAAACUGGAGUUCAGCUAAUAUCUGAAGGAAAAUUCGCUUCUGUCUUAGUAGUGAACGACAAAAAUCCAGAGAAGUACUUUGAAUCAAGUCAUGUGGACCUCGAAACAGUUGAAAAUCCAACCAUUUCUCACUUUGAGAAUUUGCUUUCAGAUGAGCAAAAAUUUAUACAGGCUGAACAGCGUGAAUCCAUAUCAAUAAUUGUAAUCUCACCAAGUGAGGAAAUUCAAGGACUUGAACAGUUAUUCACUAGUCAUGACUACUUUAAUUUCAAUCCAGAAAAGGUUAAAUUCGUAGCAGAGGAGAAACUCCCAGUUGUUAGCAGCUCUGCAGUAGAACAAAAGAACAAAGUACUGAUGAAAUCACCUUGGGAAAUACACCAAUCACCCAUUGGAUUUGGCGGGACAAUAAGUGCACUCUCAUUGAAUAAUGUUCUAGAAGAUCUUAUUGAAUCAGGGGUGGAAUAUAUAGAGGUGUGCUGCAUCAACCAAAGAUCGUUUUGUGGAAACCCUGUUUUUCUAGGCUAUGUACAUUCACAAGCAUCAGACAUCGGAAUUCUGACUUUUGAAGAAGCGUAUGAGUUCGAGGGUAACUUCCAUGUAAUACUGCCCGUGAAGUCUAUGCAGAAACUGGUUAAACAGACGGAGAAACUACCAUUUUCCGCUGUCUUGAAGUCUCAUUCGCACGUUGAGUUGAUUAACAAGGAGUGGGUAGAGGUUAUUCCGUCUCAUCCAAACUCCUACGAGUUUGGUUGUUCGCUUCGGAGGUUACUGAAUGUGUGCUCAUUAGACAAUGCUUGUCAUAUGGAGAUUACCGAGCCAGUAAUAUGUUAAGCUAUGACAGCUUUUCAUUCUGUACAUUAUAGAGAUUUUGUAGAAUGUAUAGUAACCCUAGUUGAAGUUGGUAGUUACAGUGUCGGUCCUGGGGGUGGGCUAGGAGUUAGGGCCCAGAAAUUAAAAGUACAAUUACGGUAACAAAAAGGACUUCUGAGAACUUAAUCAGAAAAAAAAUUGAAGAAGAAAUUACCGUAAAAUUUUGUACCAUCUGUUAAAUUCUUGUGAAAUUUUGUUAAAUUUAUUUUAAAAUAUUAUUUUUUAUUAUACGAUUUUUAUAAUUUUGUACGAUAUUUAUUUAGAGAUAUUGAGUUUUAAAAUUUAUUAUCAAAGAUGUAUGAAUAUUAGUGGAAUAUGAAUAUUGAAUCUAUGUUGAGUUAUAUUAAAUUAAAGAAAUGUGAUGGAGCAUUCUAAAUUUGACAA
Messenger RNA from Amaranthus tricolor (Joseph's coat), 2583 nucleotides. RefSeq lists its product as uncharacterized. Gene Ontology annotation, biological process: UDP-N-acetylglucosamine biosynthetic process; rRNA processing. The record is from RefSeq and is a predicted model, not a curated record. The transcript is spliced from 10 exons. Bases 133 to 2160 code for a protein of 675 amino acids. Gene Ontology annotation, molecular function: ribosome binding; UDP-N-acetylglucosamine diphosphorylase activity. Lineage: Eukaryota; Viridiplantae; Streptophyta; Magnoliopsida; Caryophyllales; Amaranthaceae. Gene Ontology annotation, cellular component: ribosome.